AUGGGCCAGCUGAACUCUCUAGUUUCCCUCAACAUACAACGAACUGAUGAUGGUAUCAGAAGACGCAUCGUGGAUGGGCAAGGUGCAGGACAGUAUGCUGUCCGCUUAUCCAACAUCUCGAACUUGCGCACCAGGAGAAAUCUUACCUUGCAAUGUCAACCUUGUCCUCCAGGAAUGUACAAGGACAUGCAUGGAGAGUACAACUGUACCAUGUGCGCCACGACUCCAUGUGAGAUCGGACAGUGCAGGCCACAAUGCAACUCCACGGCUGAUAGCGUCUGUGCCAACUGCACGAACAAGCUGGAAGGACCCACAGUCUACGUCUCGUCGGGAUAUCCUUAUGAUCAGAACGACUGUGCCUGGGACGGCAAUGCCGGACUCAUGUUGUCCAUGGACAGCGCACGCGCCAUCUCUUGGGUGUAA
This is a messenger RNA of Guillardia theta CCMP2712, 423 nucleotides long. RefSeq lists its product as hypothetical. Lineage: Eukaryota; Cryptophyceae; Pyrenomonadales; Geminigeraceae. The record is from RefSeq and is a predicted model, not a curated record. Bases 1 to 423 code for a protein of 140 amino acids. Gene Ontology annotation, molecular function: protein binding. The transcript is spliced from 3 exons.